AUGAUCGCCAGCGCUUUCGCCGGCAACCCGUCUCUGAUCAACUACGAUAUGUUCGUAGCUGUCUUUGGCAUGCUGUCCUUGUUCUACCUAAUAGCAACUGCCUUCAACGAAUCCUUUACCGGCCACUCCAUCAUUCCGGUUGCGCUCGACUCUCUCAACGUCAUCUUUUUCUUCUGUGCUGCCGUCGCCAUGGCUGCCGAACUCGGUGUCCAUUCCUGCAGCAAUAGCGAUUACACCGAAUCAAAUCAUAUCACAAAUGGCUCUCGCGAUACCGAGGGUCGUUGCCGAGAAGCUCAGGCCUCGACCGCAUUCUUGUGGUUCGCUUGGGCUGCUUGGACCGCCAGUCUCUUCUUCACCUUCCUUGGAGCUCGAGGUGGUGGUGUCAACUUGAGAGGUGGCCUGGGCAGAAGAGGUGCGCCAGCCAUGUCUCAGGUGUAA
Messenger RNA from Exophiala aquamarina CBS 119918, 438 nucleotides. RefSeq lists its product as uncharacterized. Bases 1 to 438 code for a protein of 145 amino acids. Gene Ontology annotation, cellular component: plasma membrane; eisosome. Gene Ontology annotation, biological process: protein localization to plasma membrane; eisosome assembly. The transcript is spliced from 2 exons. NCBI's taxonomy places the organism in Eukaryota, Fungi, Ascomycota, Eurotiomycetes, Chaetothyriales, Herpotrichiellaceae. The record is from RefSeq and is a predicted model, not a curated record.